GAGGUGGCCAGGGCUGGGGUGGGGAAGCUCCCCAAGGGGGCCGGAGGGGGCAGCUGCUGCCAAGGCCCUAAUGAGGCCCCCUCUGCGCCUUUCCCGCCGCGAUCUUAAUUCCAUGUUCUCCCCGGAGCCACCGCUAAUUGGCCUGGGGAGGGCCCCCUUCUGGCUCCUGCUCUAUCCGCCAGGGGGCUGAGGACACCUGGAUCCCGAUCCAGCACCUGUGGCCCUGUUCUCCCGUCCCUCCCUCCACCUGCCUCUAGGUACCCCAUCCUAUGUACCCCUCCACCAUCUUUCCAUGCCCCUCUCCUCCCUGUUCCUCUGUCCCUCCUUUGGCCUGCCUCUUGGUCCCCCAUCUGUACGUCUCCUCAUUCCUCUUUCUCUGUUUUCCUGUCCUUCCCUCCAUCUCUGGGCACCCCAUUUGUACGCUCUUCCAUCCACAAGCCUGUUGCCGGGUCCCAGUAUCACUGCCAUCCUUACCUGGGGACUCAGACUUGCCCCAGUCUAACCCUCUCGGACCCCCACUCCCGCCCUGCUUUUAAACUCUUCCCCGCCCUCAGCCAUGUCCAACAACAUGGCCAAGAUCGCGGAGGCCCGCAAGACGGUGGAACAGCUGAAGCUGGAGGUGAACAUCGACCGCAUGAAGGUGUCGCAGGCGGCGGCCGAACUCAUCGCCUUCUGCGAGACGCACGCCAAGGACGACCCGCUGGUGACGCCGGUACCCGCCGCGGAGAACCCCUUCCGCGACAAGCGCCUGUUCUGCGUUCUGCUCUGA
Molecule: messenger RNA, 769 nt
Organism: Neogale vison (American mink)
Lineage: Eukaryota; Metazoa; Chordata; Mammalia; Carnivora; Mustelidae
Gene: GNG8
Product: G protein subunit gamma 8
Exons: 2
Coding region: 557-769 (70 amino acids)
Biological process (GO): G protein-coupled receptor signaling pathway
Cellular component (GO): heterotrimeric G-protein complex
Molecular function (GO): G-protein beta-subunit binding
Source: RefSeq, a predicted model, not a curated record